Lactuca virosa is the source of this 1574-nucleotide messenger RNA. The record is from the annotation of a GenBank genome assembly. NCBI's taxonomy places the organism in Eukaryota, Viridiplantae, Streptophyta, Magnoliopsida, Asterales, Asteraceae.
AUGGUUGUUUCCGGUUUUGCCCUUCCUCUUGUGUACAGACCCAGGCUUCUGUUGUGUGGGAUCGAGGGCGCUGGGCUGGAUCAUUUGGGACCUUCUAUUUUACAUGAACUGGAAAAAUUUCCUGUUCAUGCCCUUGGACUUUCUUCUCUUUUAUCUGAUCCGAUUCAUCUUUGGUGGGAAAAUGCACAUGAUCAACUCAGGGCUGUGCUAUUGACUUUAUUAGCAGAAUUGCCAUCAGAUUCCCCCAUAUUACUUCUUGGAACUUCAUUUGUUCAGCUUGAUGAGCUUGAUGGGGAUCCCUCUUCUGUAUUCCCUUCUAGUAGCAUAUAUCAGGUGGAUAAACCAAUAACGGAGGAUAGAAGUUUGUUUUUUGAUCAUUUGAUUGAAGCUGCUUUUUCAAUACCAUCAGAGGGAGGGGCAAAAAAGUCAAAAAAAUCAGCUGCUGUUCCUGAACUCAGCAAGGCACCAAAGGUGGACACUGGCCCAAAAGUGUCUGAAUUAAAAGCUAAAGCAGAGGCUGAAGGUCAUGCUCUUAGGAGAUUACGAAUGUGCCUACGUGAUGUUUGCAAUAGGGUUUUGUAUGAUAAAAGGUUCAGUGCGUUUCACUAUCCAGUGUUGGAAGAGGAUGCCCCUGACUAUCAUGCAGUUAUUCAGAAGCCUAUGGACAUGGCUACCCUUCUACAACGUGUUGAUGCUGGCAAAUACAUAACUUGCAAAGCCUUUUUGGAAGAUUUUGAUCUCAUUUUAGCAAACGCAAAGAUAUAUAAUAGGGACGAUUACAAUGGAGCUAGGAUUGUCAGUAGAGCUUAUGAACUUCGAGAUUCAGUGCAUGGGAUGCUAUCGCAGAUGGACCCCGCAUUGGUGAGUUAUUGUGAAAAAAUAGCUGAAAAUGGGGGCCCACUCACUCUGCCUGAAGAAAUUGGUGGAUCUGUUCAUGUUGCUCAAAUGGCAACAACAACUAUGACAAGGGCAAGUGCUCGUCUAAGGAAUGUCCAGCCAGAAGUCAAUGUGGAUCAAAGCUAUGAAGUCAUAGCACUCAAACGACCAAAGAAAAUUCUUGAUCCUUCACAUCCAGGUUUUACACCCGAUGAAGGAUCUCAACAACAAGAACAACCGGUUGUCGAUCAAGCCGAUCCAAAACCUGCAAGCCCACCUCCCGAAUCCAUCGAAGUCGACACAAAUCCUGACGAAAUUAGCGAGUCAAAGUCAAAGUCAAAGUCAACAGACACAAUCAUGUCAGAUGUUGAAACCGAAACCAAAAUCGAGUCGAUUAAAAAGCUUUUAUUGGAUCGAACAACCGAUUACGGGGUCCCACAGCUGGAAAGGCUGUAUACGCAAAUAGUAAAAGGUGUUUUUGGGUUGAAAAUUGUUGAUCAGGAUGAUUUUAAGCCUCCGGUUUUGGAGUUUUUGUUGGGGUUUGUUGAAAACGAGGCUAAUUUUUGAAGGGAUUUGAUUUUGUUUUCUUCUUUUAAGGUUGAUAGAUUUUUUUUUCUUUUUAAAAAGUUUUAAAGGAUUUUGGUAGAAUCUAAAUUUGAACUUUGGUUAUUGGGGGAGACUACUAGAUGAUGUUGGUA